Molecule: messenger RNA, 933 nt
Organism: Hydatigera taeniaeformis
Lineage: Eukaryota; Metazoa; Platyhelminthes; Cestoda; Cyclophyllidea; Taeniidae
Source: the annotation of a GenBank genome assembly
AUGGCUUAUUUGCCCGAGGAGACAACCAAAGUACCGCUUUCCCGAAUUGCCAUACCCGGGACACACAAUUCGGGGAGCUACAGCAUUGAGGAAUCUUCUCCGAUCUCUCCUGACAUGAGUUUUGGAUUCCUGACCAGAGUCCUUGGCCUCUUCUUUGACAUUCCCUUCUCCAAGUGGUCUGUGACCCAAAACACUAAUUUCACAACUCAACUUCAGUCAGGAAUUCGUUACUUCGACAUGCGAGUUGCUAUGGAUAAGCACACUUGUGUGAAUUCACACCCUAAUUUCUCCAGCGACAUUUACACCUGCUUCUUCCUUGUCCACGGGCAGUAUGCCAAUAGAGUCAGCGAGGAGUUAAAGACAAUUAAGAGCUUUUUGGAGCACCAUCCUAAAGAAGUGGUCAUAAUCGACUUUCAGCACUUUCAUGGGCUAAACGAAUCUUUGAAGUCCGUGUUCACAGACCUGGUCAAGGAAGUGUUUGGAGAAAAGCUAGAACCUUAUGGAAGUCAAAUACCUUCAUUGGCGGACAUGUGGUCACGCAAAACGCAAGUCAUCGUUUUGGGCUAUGAGAAGAAGCUGGACAAAUCUCAGGAGGGCACUUCAGUGCUGUGGCCGAGGUCUGCUGUUAGACAACCGUGGCCUAAUACAAGGAACCCUGAAUUUCUGCGUACCUUUCUUACCAAGCUCCUCAAAGGUUGGAUGCGAAAAAACCGCCCAGGCUACUUUCAAGUCUUUCAGGGCAUUCUCUCUCCCAAUCUAGACUAUCUCCUGCUUAACCCCAAGGGUGGAAUAGAAAAUCUAGCCAGAAUUGCCAACACUGUAGUGGAGAAAUGGUUGGAUGGAUUGGAUCGUCUGCACGGCAUCGUCAUUACGGAUUUUUCGGUCCUUGGCUUUCCCACCUUUUCUCGCAAAGUCUUUUUCAUGAACUGGUAA